Messenger RNA from Gastrolobium bilobum, 1545 nucleotides. RefSeq names its product probable amidase At4g34880. Bases 1 to 1545 code for a protein of 514 amino acids. NCBI's taxonomy places the organism in Eukaryota, Viridiplantae, Streptophyta, Magnoliopsida, Fabales, Fabaceae. The transcript has 5 exons. The record is from RefSeq and is a predicted model, not a curated record.
AUGGGAAGAACAAAGUACUUUAAUGUUUCUUUUGUAUUAUUGUCAGUGGUUUUAAGUGGUUUAGUUAAUGCAAUUGAGUUGAAUACCACAUUGAUCAAGGAGGCCACAAUAGAUGACAUCCAAAGGGCCUUUACCCGAAAACACCUCACGUCCAGGCAAUUGGUUCAAUAUUACUUGCACAGGAUCCACGCCCUCAAUCCCAUACUUGCCGCUGUACUGGAACUCAAUCCUGAUGCGCUUCAUCAAGCGGAUCAUGCUGAUCGUGAGAGGAAACGAUAUUCACAUCACAGCCGUCCAUGUCUGCAUGGGAUCCCUGUGCUUCUUAAGGACUCCAUCGCCACCAAUGAUAAGCUCAACACUACCGCAGGGUCCUAUGCCUUGCUUGGUUCACACGUUCCACGUGAUGCUCACGUGGUUGCUAGGCUCAGACACGCUGGUGCUAUCAUUCUCGGCAAAGCUAGUCUCACUGAGUGGUACGGACUGCGCUCUUCCACUAUGCCAAGUAAUUGGUGCGCCAGAGGUGGACACGCCGUUAAUCCUUAUGCGAAGUCGGUAAUUUCGUGCGGGUCAAGCUUUGGAUCGGCCAUUUCAGUUGCAACUAACAUGGUUACAGUUUCUUUGGGGACUGAGACAGAUGGCUCCAUGAUAUGCCCAGCUGAUCAGAACUCAGUAGUGGGAAUCAAACCCACUGUUGGACUCACCAGCAGAGCUGGUGUCGUACCAAUUUCACCUCGUCAAGAUACAAUUGGGCCAAUAUGCAGGACAGUUUCUGAUGCUGUUCAUGUGCUCGAUGUGAUUGUUGGGUUUGACCCAAAUGACCAUAAUGCUACAGCAUCGGCAGCAAAGUUUAUACCUAGAAGGGGUUAUAAGCACUUCCUAAAAAAAAAAGGGCUCAAAGGAAAGAAACUUGGUGUUGUGAGGAAUCCAUUUUUGAAGUCUUACAAUGGAUCCAAUGCCAUUUCCAUAUUUGAGGAUCAUCUCAAAGUGUUCAGGCAGAGAGGUGCAAUAGUAGUAGACAAUUUGGAAAUAGCGAAUAUAAGCAUCAUUCUCGACCCUUUCCAAAGUGGGGAAGCAGUAGCACUAUUGAGAGAGUUUAAGGUUUCCAUCAACGAUUAUCUGCAGCAUCUCGUUUCCUCUCCAGUGAGGUCCCUGGCUGAUAUUAUUGAAUUCAACAUUAACAACCCUGUUUCAGAAAAGACAAAUAAGUACGGGCAGGCUUCUUUUAUUAUAUCGGAACAGACCACAGGCAUUGGACAGAAGGAAAUAAUGGCAGUGCAGAUGAUGAAGCAAUUAUCACAUAAUGGGUUUGAGAAGCUAAUGAAGGAGAAUCAAUUGGAUGCGUUGGUGACUUUAGGCCCUGAGGCUUCUGGGAUUCUCGCAAUUGGAGGCUAUCCUGCAAUCACUGUCCCAGCUGGCUAUGAUAGCAAAGGUGUACCAUUUGGGAUCCUUUUUGGGGGAUUAAAGGGAACCGAACCUAAACUCAUUGAGAUUGCUUAUGCCUUUGAGCAAGCUACAAUGGCAAGGAAACCUCCCCCUCACUUUUGA